Scatophagus argus is the source of this 1532-nucleotide messenger RNA. Its product is annotated as B- and T-lymphocyte attenuator. The coding region runs from base 54 to 1004 and encodes 316 amino acids. The transcript is spliced from 6 exons. The record is from RefSeq and is a predicted model, not a curated record. Gene Ontology annotation, biological process: immune response-regulating cell surface receptor signaling pathway. Gene Ontology annotation, molecular function: signaling receptor activity. Gene Ontology annotation, cellular component: plasma membrane. Lineage: Eukaryota; Metazoa; Chordata; Actinopteri; Scatophagidae.
CCAUCUGCAGCAGCCACAGUGUGAGAUAAUCUGCACAUUCUCAGGUGACAACCAUGUCCAGCCUAAGGGAUAGACUGCCAUACACCUAUCUGCUGCUUUAUUGUUUCGCAUUUGUCUGCAUCUACGGAAUAAGAGAUCAAGACUGGCUUCCUUCAUGUGAAGUUGCACUGAUGGUAAAAAGUGGUACGACAUGGAAAGUCACCCCACGACAAAGUCUGACUGUCAAAUGCCCCGUAAAACACUGUGGAGAAUCAUUAAACGUCACCUGGUGUAAAAUGCUUGACAAAUGUGAACAGAUUAAUUAUACAGAGAAUGUAGAAACCAGACAGACUGACGGACGUGUGAAGGAUGAACUGAUUUCAUUUUUGACUUUCAACCAGAUUUCCAUUUAUGAUAGUGGCCUGUACAGGUGUUAUUUAAAAGGAUACAAAUAUGAGCAUGUGAGCCACAGCAUCAACAUCUCAGUGUCAGACUUAAACCAGGGCGCUCAAAACCCAGACAUUAACGCAGUUUUUGCAGAAGAGUUAUCAAGUGUUGCUGGUGAUGAACCUGUUUCCUGGCUGCCGUACUUCUCCAUCUUUGCUGGCAUAGCUCUUCUGGUUGCCUCGCUGAUAAUAUUAACCCUACUGAGUUUUCAUGGCAAGAAACGAAUAAUGAUCUACAAUCAGACAAAAAGACAGGAAAUGUCCACUCAUAUGAUACCUGACCUGCCCAAGGCGAGUGCUCCCUCCACUCUUUUCCUGCAAACCCACCUCUCUUUUAAGAAUGACAUCUACUCUCCAAGUACUGUAGAAAGACCCCCAACACAACUGGCUCCGACGACCAGUGGAAACCAGCCUGCUGUGGCAAACACAGCAGAUGAAAGUCAAGUGUCAGACCAUGCAGUGUAUGCUGUCAUCGACCACCGGCAGCGUGGGAUAUCUGUCAGAGAACGACAUACUAUAACUGAUCAAAACAGAAAAGCGGAAUAUGCUGCCAUCCUGAGCAUUUCUGAUUUGUCAUAGAUGCAUGCAGAUGAACACACGUAUGGAAAAGUAGAUGGUGGUGUCAUGGAAGACAGAGAUGUUUCACAAUCAACCACACUGCAGAGAAGGUGGAACGGAGGCUUGUGGUCAGACAGAUACACAGUAUGAUUUAUUCCCUCGCUGUCAGCUUUGUUCCAGGCAUGCUUUUAUUAUUAAUCUGCUGUUAUGAUUUUAGCUCUUUUCCCUUCCUUUUCAUUUAUGUACCUUGGAGGACUUUUUUUUUGACUUAUGUAACUUUGUUCCCCAAAGGUUUUGUUAAAUUAAAAAAAAAAUAGAUUUAUAUGCAGACCCACUCUCACUUAUUAUGUUUUUUUUCUGUCUGAUUUGGUAGUUGCAAUUUAACUUUGUUUUGCAGUAAAAUCCUUGACUGAUCUGUGACUUUGGAAACAUUUUGUUCGAAAGACUUCGAAUGUGCUCUCCUUAGUAUUUAUGUUUUCUUAAUUUUCAUUCUUCUGGCCAGCUAAUCCUAAAACUUUUUUUGUGAAAUAAAACUACCUGAGAAACUGA